UGUCAACCUUCGAAGAAUACAGUGAAACGAAAACCCUCGAAACACCCAAAAGCCAAAAGACAGCAAAUGUAUGACAUCAUAAAAGGAAAAAUAAGAUUUCACUAGUUAGAAAGGCGAUUCAAAAUAGAUCGAGAUUUGGACUGUUUAGUUACGUAAAAAAAAUUGCAAGUUGGUUUGAAAUAAAUAGAUUAUUUGUAUGUUGGUGGGAAUAUUGGGCGAGCGUGUUCGUGUUCAUGUUCAUAUUCAUGCAUCUGGUCGAUUUCGUCCAUGACCCCAGAAGAAGCGCUGGAUCAUAUCCGCAUCUGCUGUUUUUAAUAUUCUGAUUUGACGUUAAACUGUUUAGUGGGAACAAAGCCUUUGGACCGGCGUGGCCUCGUGGGAUUCGAACCGGCGACCACUGGACGCGAAGUUUUUGAUUUACAUACAGUAGCGCUUUUUGUGAUAUAAUUCAAGUGGACGUUCCUUCACAUGGGCGUUAUUCCAUUUAUGCAGAAUUUGUGUUGCUCUGCAAAACUGGGCACUUUGCAUUUAUAUCAAUCCGGCUGCAGAUUGUCUUGGAGGGCAGUUGGUUCCGAUUAGAUGAUUGCUAAUUGACUUCAAGAGUUUCUGACAUAUCAGACAACAGCAGUUCUCUGUUUGUACUUCCUCAACCCUGUCAUUUGGCUUCUGCUUGAGGACUUGCAUGGUAUGUGUUGAAAGAAGGCUGUCACAAUCUCUUAGGCUGGGAAAGCGAGGAAAGAAAGUUUCUAGGACUAAACUAUCCAAAAUAAUGGAAGGAUCCCAUGAUGAGGAUGAAGAGAUGUGUCUUAAUGAUAAAAAAUUCCAUGAAUCCUUACCACAAGUCGCACAAGUGAAUCCUCAACAGUCUAGGUUUCCUUGUUGUGUGGUGUGGACACCAUUGCCAAUAGUUUCAUGGUUGGCACCAUUCAUUGGUCAUGUAGGUAUCUGCAGGGAGGAUGGUGUCAUUUUGGAUUUUUCUGGAUCAAAUUUUGUGAGUGUUGAUAACUUCACAUUUGGUGCAGUUGCCAGAUAUAUCCAACUUAGCAAGCAACAGUGCUGCUUUCCUUUGCAUUUAUCUGGACAUACUUGUAAAAGUGGAUAUAGACACACAGAGAUUGGCACGUCACUUUCAUGGGAUGAUGCUCUCCAUAGUUGUACGCAACAUUACCAGCAUAAAUCCUAUAACUUGUUCACAUGCAAUUGUCACUCCUUUGUGGCUUCAUGUCUAAAUCGUUUUUGUUAUCGAGGAUCCAUUGGGUGGAAUGUCAUCACUGUGGUUCUUCUUGUUAUUUUGAAGGGUCAGUGGGUGAACAAAAUGGCAAUUGUCAGGUCAUUUGCUCCUUUUACUAUAGUAAUGUGCAUGGGCUUAUAUAUGGCUAGUUGGCCCUUUUUAGUUGGGUUGGCUCUCUUUUCUCUCCUCUUGGCUGGAUGGUUUCUCAUCGGAACUUACUGCAUUAAGAGUCUUAUUGAAUGCUGAAUAGAGUUUUUUACUCAAAGUUUUGGUCAAAUAAGUCUUUGACUGAAAGGAUAUGAGAACAGGCACUCAAUAUUAGCAGAGGUGCUGUUUUCUGUAAGAAAGUGAGGUCUAAGCAUCCUUCGUUUUUGUGAUUCACAAAAUUGGUGUGUUGCAGAUUGAUACAAAUGGACAUACUUAGCAAAGUAAUUGACUCCCAUCUUUCAGUAAUCUCUAUUGUAUUUGCUUGAUAAAUCAUGAGAAUUGUUCAGUUUGAAAUGCUGAUCUUAUUCCAAACAAAUAAAAAUUGUGUUGAGAAGUAUUAUGCCACUUUUAUAGGAAUCAAGAAUGAUGGAUGGUAACAGUGGUAUACUGGAAGGUAUUGAAUUAUUUGAUAGCUUGCCAUUCA
Molecule: messenger RNA, 1862 nt
Organism: Cryptomeria japonica (Japanese cedar)
Lineage: Eukaryota; Viridiplantae; Streptophyta; Pinopsida; Cupressales; Cupressaceae
Product: protein REVERSION-TO-ETHYLENE SENSITIVITY1
Exons: 4
Coding region: 683-1477 (264 amino acids)
Biological process (GO): regulation of ethylene-activated signaling pathway; response to ethylene
Cellular component (GO): Golgi apparatus; endoplasmic reticulum
Source: RefSeq, a predicted model, not a curated record